AGAAGAUCCAGCAGGUUCUGAGUCCAGAUUACCCAGAAUCCUCAGAGAGUCAGGAGGAGGAUGAAGAUGAAGAGCAGAUGAGCAUCAGAGAAACACUCGUGAAGAUCACAGUGAAGUUCUUGAGGAGGAGGAAGCAGGAGAAGCUGGCUGACCUCCUGCAGAGCAAUACCGUUGCUGCCGUUUGUCAAUCCAAACUCAAAGAUCAGCUGCAGAAGAAGCACCAGCAUGUGUUUGAGGGGAUCAUUAAAGCUGGAAAGAAAACCCGUCUGGAGCAGAUCUACACGGAGCUCUACAUCACAGAGGGAGGGACUGGAGAGGUCAAUGAAGAACAUGAAGUCAGACAGAUUGAAGCAGCUUCCAGGAAACCAGACAGAGCAGAAACAGCCAUCAGACAGGAAGACAUCUUUAAACCCCCACCUGGAAGAGGAGGACCAAUCAGAACGGUGUUGACGAAGGGAGUGGCCGGCAUCGGGAAAACAGUCCUAACACAGAAGUUCAGUCUGGACUGGGCUGAAGGCAGAACCAACCAGGACAUCCAGUUCCUGCUUCCAUUCACCUUCAGACAGCUGAAUGUGCUGAGAGAGAAGAAGUUCAGCUUGGUGGAACUAGUUCAUGGAUUCUUCUCUGAAACCAAAGGAAUCUGCAACUUCGAAGAGUUCCCGGUCGUGUUCAUCUUUGACGGUCUGGAUGAGUAUCGACUUCCUCUGGACUUCCACAACUCUACAAUCGUCAGUGACCCCAGAAGGUCCACCUCAGUGGAUGUGCUGCUGACAAACCUCAUCAGGGGGAACCUGCUUCCUUCUGCUCGUCUCUGGAUCACCACACGACCCGCAGCAGCCAAUCAGAUCCCUCCUUACUGUGUUGACAUGGUGACAGAAGUCAGAGGGUUCACUGACCCACAGAAGGAGAAAUACUUCAGGAAGAGGUUCAGAGAUGAGGAGCAGAGCAGCAGGAUCAUCUCCCACAUCAAGACAUCACGGAGCCUCCACAUCAUGUGCCACAUCCCAGUCUUCUGCUGGAUCACUGCUACGGUCCUGGAGAACGUCCUGGAAGCCAGAGAGGGAGGGGAGCUACCCAAGACCCUGACUGAGAUGUACAUCCACUUCCUGGUGGUCCAGGCCAAACUGAAGAAGGUCAAGUAUGAUGGAGGAACUGCGAUGGAUUCACACUGGAGUGAAGAUACCAGGAAGAUGGUGGAGUCUCUGGGAAAACUGGCUUUUGAGCAGCUGCAGAAAGGAAACCUGAUCUUCUAUGAACCAGACCUGAGAGAGUGUGGCAUCGAUGUCAGAGAGGCUUCAGUGUACUCAGGAGUGUUCACCCAGAUCUUUAGAGAGGAGAGCAAGCUGUACCAGGACCAGGUCUUUUGCUUCAUCCAUCUGAGUGUUCAGGAGUUUCUGGCUGCUCUUCAUGUCCAUCAGACCUUCAUCAGCUCUGGAGUCAACCUGCUGGAGGAACAAAGAAACACCGACCUCCAUCAAAGUGCUGUGGACAAGGCCUUACAGAGUCCAAACGGACACCUGGACUUGUUCCUGCGCUUCCUCCUGGGUCUUUCACUGGAGACCAAUCAGACUCUCCUACGAGGUCUGUUGGAACCAAAACAAAGAAGUUCACAGAACAAUCAGGAAACUAUCAAAUACAUCAAGGAGAAGAUCAGUGAGGAUCUGUCUGCAGAGAGAAGCAUCAACCUGUUCCACUGUCUGAAUGAACUGAACGAUCGGUCUCUGGUGGAGGAGGUCCAAGAGUCCCUGAGGUCUGGACGUCUCUCCACAGAUAAACUGUCUCCUGCUCAGUGGUCGGCUCUGGCCUUCAUCUUACUGUCAUCAGGAGAUCUGGAGGUGUUUGACCUGAAGAAGUUCUCAGCUUCAGAGGAGGCUCUACGGAGGCUGCUGCCGGUGGUCAAAGCCUCCAAGAAAAGCUGUCGUGGACGUGAAAUCAGCCAUGAGCUGGUUUUUGUAGCCUCUAGCGGCCAGUCGAGGAACUGCAGCGAGUCAGAGUUCCUCAUGAGGAGUGAGAUGGUCGGCGCUUGGUCUCCACCUGGACAGCCAGCGGUGAAGGACGACAUGCCGUCAAACAUGUCACCGAGUGGCUGUCACCUCUCAGAGGACAUCUGUCCACUUCUGUCCUCAGUUCUCAGCUCUCAGUCCUCCAGUCUGACAGAACUGGACCUGAGCAACAACGACCUGCAGGAUUCUGGACUGGAGCAUCUGUGUCCUGGACUGGAGAGUCCACACUGUCACCUGGAGUGUCUCAGGCUGUCAGGCUGUCUGAUCUCAGAGGAAGGAAGUUCUUCUCUGGUCUCAGCUCUGACCUCCAACCCCUCCCACCUGAGAGAGCUGGACCUGAGCUACAACCAUCCAGGGGAGUCAGCAGGGAAGCUUCUGUCUAGACUGGAGGAUCCCCGCUGGAGACUGGACACUCUCAGGGUGGAGCCUGCUGGACAACGAUGGCUGACACCAGGUCUGAGGAAGUAUUCCUGUCGACUCACCGUCGACACAAACACAGUCCACAACGACAUCAAACUGUCUGACGACAACAGGAAGAUGAUGUUGGUGGGGGAGGAUCAGUCGUAUCCUGAUCAUCCAGACAGGUUUGAUUACUAUCAUCAGCUUCUGUGUAGAGAAGUUCUGACGGGUCGCUGUUACUGGGAGGUCCAGUGGAGCGGAGAGGUUUCUGUAUCAGUGAGUUACAGAAGAAUCAGCAGGAAAGGAAACUCUGUUGACUGUGGGUUUGGAGGAAACGAUCAUUCCUGGAGGCUGGACUGUUAUCCAGGUGGUCGGUACCGUGUCUAUCACAAUAAAAGACAAACAUCCACCACCUCAUCAUCUCCAUCUUCAGACUCUGGCAGAGCAGCAGUUUACGUGGACGUUCCUGCUGGAACUCUGUCCUUCUAUGAAGUCUCUGACAGACUGAUCCACCUCCACACCUUCAUCACCAGCUUCUCUGAACCUCUCUGUGCUGGAUUUGGAUUCUACAGGUCCAGGUCUGGUUCUGGUUCCUCAGUGUCUCUGUGUCCAGUUUAGUCUCCAGAGUCUCCGGUCAGAGAAACCGUCUCUGUUGGAUCCUGGACUUGGACUCUGGUUCUGGUUCCUCAGAGUCUCCAUGAUGAAGAUGAUGAUGAUGAUGAUGAUGAUGAUGAUGAAGAUGAUGAUGAUGAUGAAGAUGA
Cololabis saira (Pacific saury) is the source of this 3163-nucleotide messenger RNA. RefSeq names its product protein NLRC3-like. Bases 78 to 3020 code for a protein of 980 amino acids. NCBI's taxonomy places the organism in Eukaryota, Metazoa, Chordata, Actinopteri, Beloniformes, Belonidae. The record is from RefSeq and is a predicted model, not a curated record. Gene Ontology annotation, molecular function: protein binding. The transcript has 7 exons.